Messenger RNA from Neltuma alba, 659 nucleotides. Its product is annotated as protein transport protein Sec61 subunit gamma-1. The transcript has 3 exons. NCBI's taxonomy places the organism in Eukaryota, Viridiplantae, Streptophyta, Magnoliopsida, Fabales, Fabaceae. Gene Ontology annotation, cellular component: membrane. Gene Ontology annotation, biological process: protein targeting; intracellular protein transport. The coding region runs from base 117 to 326 and encodes 69 amino acids. Gene Ontology annotation, molecular function: transmembrane protein transporter activity. The record is from RefSeq and is a predicted model, not a curated record.
UAAGUUAGCGAUUAGCCGGCACAAAGCGCGUGCGAAUCAUCGUUGGCUUCCCAUAGGCGUUCAUAACCCGCAAAGCCUUUCCGCCUCCGCUUCCAGAUCCACUGCCAUCCGUGCCGAUGGAUGCCAUCGAUUCCGUCGUCGAUCCUCUCAGAGACUUUGCCAAGGACAGUCUUCGUCUUGUAAAGCGUUGUCACAAGCCAGAUCGCAAAGAAUUCACAAAAGUAGCAACCCGUACGGCUAUUGGUUUCGUUGUGAUGGGCUUUGUUGGAUUUUUUGUCAAGUUGAUUUUCAUCCCGAUUAACAACAUUAUUGUUGGCUCUAGUUAGGUUAGGUCGAAGUUUGAUAAGGGGUGACCGGAUAGUAUCACAUGAAUUCAUAGCUGCUAGCUCUUUUUGUCCUUAUUUUCCAUUCUUGAUUGAACGAGAACUUCAUAGCCUUUUUUUAUUUCAAAGUAUAUGGAAUUGUGUCUUCUGACAUCAGGUGUCUUGUAUCGUUCUUUAUUAACAUCCAUAUGGAAGUACUGGUUUAUUAAAUCGAUGCCAUGCCCUUGAAAUCAUAUAGAGAACGAGGGAAGGUGAAAAUACAGGAGUAUGAGAUUUUAUAUACCUUCUUAUGUCACACUUUCUUUAUAUUUGAGAUAUUUCGAAACGGGUCGUUAA